UCUUCAGGCACAGAAGUCUGGUUGAGCCGACACUCUUUCGGGCCUCACUUUGAACCACAGAACCACAAGUGCGGUGCAGCCUACAUCUCAAGACUGCACCUGAACCUCAGCGGGUUUAUUUUUUUUAAGGCAGAGGCCACCCACCACCCCUUCUCAGCUGGACCUCCGCACAUUUAUGUGUAACGUUCUAAAGAGUGACAAAGGGAAAAGAAAAAAACCACAAGGACCAAGAGUAUCAUCUGCAACGGACCAUGGCAUCCAACAGCAUAUUCGAUUCAUUUACAACCUAUUCACAGACCUACUUGCGGGAUCCCAGCACUAGCAGGCGCUUCACUCCUCCGUCCACCACGCUGACACCCAGCUCGGGGAAGAUGAGCGAACCGGUCUCACUGACUCAGCCCAACCCUGCAGGGCUGUCCCGGAUCCGGCCCGAGACCCGCACGGUGGUCGAUGUCCUGCAGGAUCACGCUGGCGAACUGGUCCGGACUGACAGCCCCAACUUCCUGUGCUCGGUGCUGCCUUCACACUGGAGAUGUAACAAAACGCUGCCUGUGGCAUUUAAGGUGGUGGCCCUGGGGGAUGUUCCUGAUGGCACCUUGGUCACAGUGAUGGCUGGAAACGACGAGAAUUACUCGGCGGAGCUCCGGAACGCGUCGGCCGUCAUGAAGAACACAGUGGCCCGGUUCAAUGACCUCAGAUUUGUGGGAAGAAGCGGACGAGGUAAAAGCUUCACACUGACAAUCACUGUAUUCACCAGCCCUCCUCAAGUUGCCACCUACCACAGAGCCAUUAAAGUCACUGUGGACGGACCUAGAGAGCCUCGCAAAACCAUUGAGUUCCAGAGGGCCUUCUUCAACCGAGAGAGUCAUUACCACAAUCAAAGAUACAGCAUGACCAUUCAGCAAGGGCACAGACAAAAGCUUGAAGACCAGGCAAAGCCGAGUACACUUUUCUCAGAUCGCCUAAGUGAGCUGGAGCGUUAUCGGCAGACAGCUAUGAGGGUUGGUCCAUCAACACCCAGCCCCCGGCCUCUUGGUGUGCCCAGCCACUUCAGCCCGCAAACCCAAACACAGAUGCAGGGUACUUCGGACAUCAGCCCAUUUGCAGACCCUCGCCAAUUUGAGCGUCAGUUUCCAGGACUAUCCUCGCUUACAGAAGCUCGUUUUUCAGAUCCACGCAUGAACUACCCUGGCGCUAUGUCUGCCGCUGCUUUCACUUACGCCAGCACUCCAUCCACAGGUGGCAUUGGGGGCAUUAGCAUGACAGGCAUGGCAGCCACAGCCCGUUACCAUACCUACCUGCCACCACCCUAUCCUGGGUCAGCCCAGAACCAAAGUGGACCCUUUCAGACAAGUGUCUCACCAUAUCAUCUCUACUAUGGUGCCUCCACUGGAUCGUACCAAUUUUCCAUGGUUGCGGGAGACCGCUCACCGACCAGAAUGCUGCCUUCUUGCACCAGCGCAUCGAGUGGAAGCACACUCAUGAAUCCCAAUUUGGCCAAUCAGAAUGAUGUUGUGGAUGCUGAUGGCAGCCAAAGUAAUUCUCCAACAGCAAUGACCACCACAGGGCGAAUGGACGAAUCGGUCUGGAGACCUUAUUAGAAUGCCAAAGAUGAGUGAGCAGCAGGAAUUGUUCAAAGAUAAAACCUUCUUUCUGUGAACAUUAAAUCAUUCUAGCUGUAGUUGAGAGAAUAGUGGAAAGAAAAUAUCCUAAUAUCUCCAUGUACAGAGUUUGAUUUUUGGCUAAAGGUACUUACUGUAUAUACAAUCAAAUGGUGAGCUAUGGUGGAAAAUAAUCAGUUUACUUUAUUGUUGCUAAGUACCCACCAAGUCAAAAUGACUUCCAACCAAAGAUAAUGACCAUCAUAUUUCACAAAUAACAAAGAGAUUGACAUUGGUUGGAUAUAAUUGACAUUUUAGCCUUUCACAACAAUCAUUUGUUGGUCAAUUGCAGUUAUAUAAUUGUAAUUGACCAUGUGGAUACUGGAUUGUUUUCUGCUAAUGGUGGGACCAUACGUAGUGUUUCGACACUUGUGUUUUUUAAUUGAAUUGAAGUUGACAGGACUCUCUCUUAACCUGCACAGAAUUUUCGCAGCUAUUGAAAAUAAAAUAGGCCUCUUUUAACAGACUACUGUGUAAAGACGAGAAGAAUCUUGUAGUCAUGCCUCCGCUUUUAUCUUUAGAACAUGCACAAUGCUUGUGUAUUUUAUCAGCGGUACAAACAAGCCAUGUUGAAGUUCUCAUGAAGACCAAAAACAGGAAAAAAAAGGCCACAAGACAUUAUCUAGUGACUGUUGAGUAAACUUUGGAAAAAUGUGUUAUGAUGUUAUUGUCCGCAUUACUUUUUACAAAUGAGGUAGUGGUACACAAGCCACUUGAUUUAUAAAAGCAUUAGACAUUGAUAUCCUGAAGUCACCCAAACAUGGAGACUUCAGCUAAAGUUUCUGUGUGAUGAAUGAGGACCAAAUCAAAAACCUAGGUCCCGAUCAAAAGGGCGCACUUAGAAAUGUUUCUGAAAACCAGUGUAUUGUAUUGUGUUUGUGUAAGAAAUGUGUGGAUCAGUCAUUUUGGGAUAUUUAAAAAAUUACUACUUACAUCUUUGUCCCCAAUGGGCAGGGUUAUUUUCAUGAACUAACUGUGGAUUUUGGUUUUACUGCACUCCUUAGGGCAAGCUGUGUAUGCUGAUUUAGAACACACAUACUAUUCUGGCAGAAUCUGUUUAUUUUAAUAUUUGAAUACAUCACCACAAAUGAGCUGCAACUUUCUCUAAAUCUACAUCACAUGUACAAAUAGCAGAAUAUCUUUAUAUUUACCACUGAAUCAAUAGAAACCAGAUACAUGCUCCAAUGGAUCCAGGAUUAGACUAAAUUAGUAUCUAAUCAAUUAGUUCACUCGUUGUGAACUGCAGCUUAAAAUGCACAGAGAGACACAGUGCUACUGAUCAGCUUGUGAAGUUCUUUAACUGUUUGGUGGAGUUGUGAUAAGUGCUCUUAUGGAUCUAGCAGCGUGAAAAUCUGAUGGCACAUUACAUAAAAAUGUCUCUGUACUAUACAAGUCCUUGCAUGAAUAAUAUGCAUGUAUAGUAUGUAUUCCACAACCAGUUACAAUGCAGCUUUUAGCUAGUAACCCAUACUUUUCACUUUGCACCUCUCAAAAAAAAAUUAAUUGAUGAAAACAUAAGUACUUGUUCUUCAAAUAAUGAUGUAACCUUGUGGUGAUUUCAUCAGAUCUUUAUUGUUUACAUAACAGUGUAAGACAAAACAUUGCUGUAGAUAUGGGGAAGAGCAAUACUUCUGGUAAAGAUGAUUUUAACAAAAAGAUAGAAUACCAUCUUGGUUACCCUAAAUAAUCUUUAUUGAACCAGCCAAAAAAUAGCAAAUCUAGUGCCUAAAGAAGUAUAGGUUUCUGGAAGGCUAUCAUCAACUUAUUCUCCUAGCUGUAUUCCAUUUAUUUCAUGUAUCAAAGAACAUCCAUCAUCUUCAUCUACACUCAGUCUACAAUGUGGUAACAUGGCUAGGUGUUACACGUACCACAACACUUAGCACACUACCAAAGCAAAAAAAGACCUUCAAGUUUCUUUGUCAGUGGACUAAGUUUCAUCAAUAUUCUUAAGGUGUGUAUGUACUUAUUCAUCGAACAGAGCAUUAAGGAUGGGUUUGCAAAGUGAUUAUCUUAAUGUGAAGUGACUACCCUAAAUUGCCUUGUAAAACACUGAUGCAUACAUUAAUGUUUAAUUGGAAAUUAUUUGUCAGUAGCCACUAGCAGCCUUAAAUAUAUUUUAGCUUGUGUGUGCUUUUACUUGUGUUUUACAUUUACCAUAAAUAAUGUUCCUAUUGGUCUGUUCUUUCAGGGAUUAUUUGGCUAUUAAUGUGAAAGAUUGGAGUUUGUUACACCUGGGUUUUGAAAUCAUCCAGUCACAGUUGGGGAAUUUUUAAAAAAAUGAACAAAACCUUUAAAGGUAACUGCUUAAUUCUAAAUUUUUGAUUCUUCUCAAUUCAUCAUGAAGCUUGCACAUUAACAAUUAAUAAGAUUUUUUUUAUGACUGCCCAAUGUAAAAUCCGAGUGAAUUAAAUCAAAUGGCUAUGCUGUUAUAAACAAUGUUUAAGGGCAAUUAUAAAUUGCCAAUCUUUAAAUUUCUCAGUUCUUUUUUUACUAAGAGACUGUAGUGUGUUUUUUUUUAAUCCUCAAGUACAUUUUGUUGUAGUCAGGUACAAAACAUGCAACUUUCACGAGUGCAGUAGCUGCCUGAAUGUGGAAGUUCAGUUUACAAAAAGCAUUCAGACAAGUCACAGAUGCCACUACAAAGUUUCUCAACCCAUUUAUUGCUAUGGGAUAUUGCUGCUUCAUGGAAAACAAUCUAAACUGGGGUAUUUAGUCAUAUGUAAAGAACAGGGAAGAUUUCACUUAAGUACAAGAAGAUUUUAAAGGUUUUGAAGGCUGAACAAUAUCCCAUUGAUUCUUAUUCCAUGGGAUGGAUUUAGACUGGGACUGCACUUGCUAAAGGAUAUAUUUCAAACCAUAUGAAAGCUAUUUUGACAUCCAAGAUGUUAUUACAAGUUAAUAUGUUCAACAAUUGAUGUUACAUGGUUGACAUAAAGCAAUACAUUUUGAGCCAAUGGUUUGUAUUACAUACCUUUGGUAUAAAUAUAUUUAUUUUCCAUAAAGAGAAUCAAAAUAUAACCUUAUUGAACACAGCCUUGUAGCUUCAGAAAGUCCAUAGAAAAUGUGUCUCUAAAAAACAGUGCCAGCUUAACAUUUUCCAUCUUAUCUCUUAUAAGCGUAAAGUCUCCUUUGUAAUUUAUUUAUUAAGAGUGGGAGCUGGAAGCUGUCCACAUACAGACAUUUAUAUUUCUGUACAGAUGUAUCUUAUUUGGAUUAAGCAGUAGCACUUAUAUGAGGGUGUCAGGUUACACACUUUAAAGUUUGUGUCAGUGCGAAUUCCAUCCUAUUUAAUAAUUGAAUUUAUUUGUUUUUCAAAAGGUUAAUUAUCUGCCAAGCUGGGCUUUUUAAAAGAUUGGAAUAUUUUUUUUCUUACUAGAGAAGUGACAAUUCUAUGCUAAGCUGUGAGUUUAGGCUGCAGGCAGCAACAUGGAAAGCAAAGCACCAGAUCAGUUUGUUCAGAUAUAUCCAAUGUUACAAACCUGAUCCUCACAAGGGUUUUCUAGUUAGUUCAAUAUAGUGAGCCAUAAUGGGGGGCACGGGAUAGAAAAUCCUUUGUUUAUUAUCGUCAAAAAGCCCACUGAGCACUAAAGGAAAAUCUGGGUAGCCAAAUAAGCAGUCAAAUCAACUUCAAAGCAGCUUCCCUUUUUGGCCACUUUCUGUUAUCCAUGAUUGGUGAUCAGUAUUUGAUAGUUGCAAAUAGCUGCCUGGCCACAGUUUCUUGCACCCAUCCCCAACUCCUACCCCAUUGUGACUGGAAACAUAAUAUGAUCAGCCACAGAUCUGCUGAUUUAGAUUAGAAGCUACAGGACAGAUGUUCUGAUAUUGUCACAGGUCAUUGAUAUCUGGGACAUUUGAUGGACAUUGCUGUGUACAUGGGAGUAACUGAAAAAUCCAAGUUUUCUUCAACCAUCCAGUUCCACCGGAACAAGAUGGACGUCUCAUAGAUUCCAGCACUGAAACCAAGCCAACAAAGUAGCACGUGCACUAAUCCAUUUUUGGAUUCCAAUCUGAGUUUCUAAUUUUUUUUAAAUAUCCCUGCCUAGAGCUUGCUACUAUCGUAAUCCAAAAUUAGAGAACUCGUCCGAAAUAUCCAUAUCGAGUUGGCUCAUAUUUUAGGCCUGAUUCCCAUGUAUACGCCUACCAAGGCAGCUUCUAGGGGAGGAGAAGUAAUCAUGUGUAAUUAUGUGAUUCUUUUUAUAUAAAAAAAACUUUAUUUUUGGUCUAGGUUUCUGUGUUUGAAGAUAUAAGUCUAAAAAAAACUGAGAAUUCAAUUCUGUAAGAUAUACAGUUUCUGUGUAAAUGUACAUUCUAUAAGCAUAAAUCAAUGAAAUGCCUGCAAUAUAUUACCAUAUGCAACUAAACAGCUGCCUGUUUUGUUUAAAAGUAUAUUUCCACAAGCCAACUCUGUCACUGCUAUAUGCUUUGGCUGUAUCAAAUAAUUGCUUUCUUCUAACAUUAAUAAAAUGAAAAGAACUCUGCCUUUGAAACCGCUUUUGAUGGUUUGAUAUUGUAAAAUAACUUAAAAAUAUGGUUGAAAUGGAAUUACUGUAUUUAGAACUCCUGUACAACAUAGAUUAUAUUUCGUCAAGAUGUUCUUUGUUUUGUUCUCCUGAUUAGUCACUGGAGUUAAGGCUUGUGCUUCAAUAAAAAUGGCCUUUUUUCUGAUGUAAUAA
Messenger RNA from Chiloscyllium plagiosum (whitespotted bambooshark), 6334 nucleotides. It is a transcript of the gene runx3, whose product is annotated as RUNX family transcription factor 3. The record is from RefSeq and is a predicted model, not a curated record. Gene Ontology annotation, molecular function: DNA-binding transcription factor activity, RNA polymerase II-specific; ATP binding; RNA polymerase II cis-regulatory region sequence-specific DNA binding. Gene Ontology annotation, biological process: regulation of cell differentiation; neuron differentiation; hemopoiesis. NCBI's taxonomy places the organism in Eukaryota, Metazoa, Chordata, Chondrichthyes, Orectolobiformes, Hemiscylliidae. Gene Ontology annotation, cellular component: nucleus.